AUGCAAAGCUACCGUCAUUUCGAACAAACACAAGGCGAGCUCUGCUCGCUCCCCGGCACAAUAUACAGAAUUUCCUACAAAGCAGUAGGAACCUACCGAUGCCGCACCUGCAUGUGCAUCUACGUCAAGUUCAAGGACGAUAGCGUCUUCAUCGUACAUAUAAUAGCGCAAAAUAUGACAACCCCUGAACAGCUAUCAACCUUGAGCGGUGAAGAAAAGUACGACGUCGUCUGGACAUUCGGACAGGAGAAAGGUGGUAAACUCAAACAGUCUGUGUAUGAGCAACCCGUAUCUCAACUCGGGGAGGGACGACGCGAUCAGGCAGUAACGAUGCUUGAUUUCCUCAAAGAUGAAAAGCAAUGGAGAGACGGCUUAUACACGAUGGAUGAAAGAAGCGAUCGAUGA
This is a messenger RNA of Ramularia collo-cygni, 405 nucleotides long. RefSeq lists its product as uncharacterized. Bases 1 to 405 code for a protein of 134 amino acids. The transcript has a single exon. The record is from RefSeq and is a predicted model, not a curated record. NCBI's taxonomy places the organism in Eukaryota, Fungi, Ascomycota, Dothideomycetes, Mycosphaerellales, Mycosphaerellaceae.